Molecule: messenger RNA, 7050 nt
Organism: Rattus rattus (black rat)
Lineage: Eukaryota; Metazoa; Chordata; Mammalia; Rodentia; Muridae
Gene: Itgav
Product: integrin subunit alpha V
Exons: 30
Coding region: 348-3479 (1043 amino acids)
Biological process (GO): cell-matrix adhesion; angiogenesis; integrin-mediated signaling pathway
Cellular component (GO): integrin complex; external side of plasma membrane
Molecular function (GO): integrin binding
Source: RefSeq, a predicted model, not a curated record
GACUUCCUCUUUCGGUGGGGCGGCCCGGCCUCUCCGGCUCCUCCUCCUCCCGGGCCUCCUCCCCUAGCCGGGGCAGCUCAGGGCCCCGAGGUACGGCGCUCGCCCGGCCACUUCUCAGAGCCAGGCACCGCGCGAGCCAGCGACAGAGCCGGAGUCCCGCGUCCGACACUGCGCCUCCUGGGUGGCCGCCCGGCUCAGCCUCGCGCCUCCCUGCCUCCCCGCCGCCCUUGACCGCAAGCGCACCGCAUAGCACGGCAGUUCGGGCGCGGAGGCGGCGGGCCGCGGCCACCGUGCACUGGGACAGGGAUUGUAGACUUUCCGCUCCGCGCCCCGCGCUCGCCCCGGCGAUGGCUGCUCCCGGGCGGCUGCUGCUACGCCCUCGCCCCGGUGGCCUCCUGAUCCUGCUGCUCGGCCUCCAACCGCCCUUCGCCGGCUCCUUCAACCUGGACGUCGAAAGCCCCGCCGAGUACGCCGGCCCCGAGGGAAGUUACUUCGGAUUCGCCGUGGACUUCUUCGUGCCCAGCACGUCCUCCAGGAUGUUCCUCCUGGUGGGAGCCCCAAAAGCAAACACAACCCAGCCUGGGAUUAUAGAAGGAGGGCAAGUUCUCAAAUGUGACUGCUCAUCCAGCCGCCGGUGCCAGCCCAUUGAAUUUGAUUCAACAGGCAAUCGAGAUUAUGCCAAAGAUGACCCACUGGAGUUUAAAUCCCACCAGUGGUUUGGAGCCUCCGUGAGGUCAAAGCAGGAUAAAAUCUUGGCCUGUGCUCCAUUGUACCACUGGAGGACUGAGAUGAAGCAGGAGAGAGAGCCAGUUGGAACCUGCUUUCUUCAGGAUGGCACAAAGACCGUUGAGUAUGCUCCAUGCAGGUCAAAAAAUAUUGAUGCUGAUGGACAGGGAUUUUGUCAAGGAGGAUUCAGCAUUGAUUUUACUAAAGCCGACAGAGUACUUCUUGGAGGUCCCGGCAGCUUUUAUUGGCAGGGACAGCUCAUUUCGGAUCAAGUGGCAGAAAUCAUAUCUAAAUAUGACCCAAAUGUCUACAGCAUCAAAUAUAAUAACCAACUAGCCACACGGACUGCACAAGCAAUUUUUGAUGACAGUUAUUUGGGUUACUCGGUGGCCGUGGGAGACUUCAAUGGUGACGGCAUUGAAGAUUUUGUUUCCGGAGUUCCAAGAGCAGCAAGGACUUUGGGAAUGGUUUAUAUUUAUGAUGGGAAAAACAUGUCCUCCUUACACAAUUUUACUGGUGAACAGAUGGCUGCAUAUUUUGGAUUUUCUGUAGCUGCUACUGACAUUAAUGGGGAUGAUUAUGCAGAUGUGUUUAUUGGAGCCCCUCUGUUCAUGGACCGAGGUUCUGAUGGAAAACUCCAGGAGGUCGGCCAGGUCUCAGUGUCUCUACAGAGAGCGUCAGGAGACUUCCAGACUACAAAGCUGAACGGGUUUGAGGUUUUCGCCAGGUUUGGAAGUGCCAUAGCUCCUCUGGGAGACCUGGACCAAGAUGGCUUCAAUGACAUUGCAAUUGCUGCUCCAUAUGGUGGCGAAGAUAAAAAGGGACUUGUUUAUAUCUUCAAUGGAAGAUCCACAGGCUUGAAUUCGGUGCCAUCUCAAAUCCUGCAGGGGCAGUGGGCCGCUCAGAGCAUGCCCCCAAGCUUUGGCUAUUCAAUGAAGGGAGCUACAGAUGUAGAUAGAAAUGGAUAUCCAGACUUAGUUGUCGGAGCUUUUGGUGUGGACCGAGCUGUCUUAUACAGAGCCAGACCUGUUGUCACCGUAAAUGCUGGCCUUGAAGUGUACCCUAGCAUUUUAAAUCAAGACAAUAAAAUCUGCCCGUUGCCUGGGACAGCUCUCAAGGUUUCCUGUUUUAAUGUCAGGUUCUGCUUAAAGGCGGAUGGCAAAGGGACACUUCCGAGGAAACUCAACUUCCAGGUGGAGCUUCUUCUGGAUAAACUCAAGCAGAAGGGAGCCAUCCGACGAGCACUGUUUCUCCAUAACAGGUCCCCGGGGCACUCUAAGGACAUGACUGUUAUCAGGGGAGGACCGACGCAGUGUGAGGAGCUGGUCGCCUAUCUUCGGGAUGAAUCUGAGUUUAGAGACAAGCUCACUCCCAUCACUAUUUUUAUGGAGUAUCGGCUGGACCAGAGAACGGCUGCUGACGCCACAGGCUUGCAGCCCAUUCUGAACCAGUUCACUCCGGCCAACGUCAGUAGGCAGGCUCACAUUUUGCUCGACUGUGGUGAAGACAAUGUCUGUAAACCUAAACUGGAAGUUUCUGUAGAUAGUGAUCAAAAGAAGAUCUAUAUUGGGGAUGACAACCCUCUGACCCUGACCGUGAAGGCGCAGAAUCAAGGAGAAGGCGCCUAUGAAGCUGAGCUCAUCGUUUCUAUCCCACCGCAGGCUGACUUCAUCGGGGUUGUCCGGAACAACGAGGCCUUAGCAAGACUGUCCUGUGCAUUUAAGACGGAAAACCAAACCCGGCAGGUGGUGUGUGACCUUGGGAACCCGAUGAAGGCUGGAACCCAACUGCUUGCUGGCCUUCGUUUCAGCGUGCACCAGCAAUCAGAGAUGGAUACGUCUGUGAAGUUUGACUUGAAAAUCCAAAGCUCUAAUUCUUUUGACAAUGUCAGCCCAGUCGUGUCUUACAAGGUUGACCUUGCCGUUUUGGCUGCCGUUGAGAUAAGAGGAGUCUCAAGCCCAGAUCAUAUCUUUCUUCCAAUUCCAAACUGGGAGUACAAGGAAACCCCUGAGACUGAAGAAGAUGUUGGGCCUGUUGUUCAGCACAUCUAUGAGUUGAGAAACAAUGGUCCAAGUUCAUUCAGCAAGGCAAUCCUGAACCUCCAGUGGCCUUACAAAUACAACAACAAUACUUUGCUGUACAUUCUCCAUUACGACAUUGAUGGGCCGAUGAACUGUACUGCCGACACAGAGAUCAACCCUCUGAGAAUUAAGACGCCUGAGAAGAAUGACACAGCAGCUGAGCAAGGAGGAAGAAAUCAUCUCAUCACCAGGCGGGAUCUCAGCCCCAGUGAGGGAGAUGUUCACACUUUGGGCUGUGGAACUGCUCAGUGCUUGCAGAUCACCUGCCAGGUCGGUCGACUGGAUAGAGGGAAGAGUGCCAUCCUGUAUGUGAAAUCCCUGCUGUGGACCGAGACAUUUAUGAACAAGGAGAACCAGAACCAUUCCUAUUCCCUGAAGUCAUCCGCUUCAUUUAAUAUCAUAGAAUUCCCUUACAAGAAUCUUCCGAUUGAGGAUCUCUUCAACUCUACGCUAGUCACCACGAACAUCACCUGGGGCAUUCAGCCAGCACCCAUGCCUGUGCCUGUGUGGGUGAUCAUCUUGGCGGUUCUCGCAGGGCUGCUGUUACUGGCCGUGUUGGUAUUUGUAAUGUACAGGAUGGGCUUUUUCAAACGUGUCCGACCACCUCAAGAAGAGCAAGAAAGAGAACAGCUUCAGCCUCAUGAGAACGGCGAAGGAAACUCUGAAACCUAACUGGGCUUCUUAAGCUGUGGUACUUCCGCGCCCUCCGAAUUUACCAACCCGACGGCGGAUUUAAAUCUCUUGCUGAAGAAUAAAAUCCCAGGACUGUAUUGCUGAGGGCACCCAGCAGCCUCAGUUUACCCACAAAAUCGAAAUGGGUAUUUGUUGACUUCUCUUUAUAAAUAAGUUCAGAUCAUUUACUUCACAUUACACUGACGUGUUUUUAGGCCUUUAAGUGGUGGAAUUUCAGUGUACAUAAGACAGAUAGCACCCGAGUUACCACGUUGUAUAGCAUAGUACCCCUUCACUUACUGCUUCUAAUUUACUGUGUGGGGCUUCUCUCUGCGGUGUUACGUUAGGGCAGGUAGGAUUGUAAAGCAGUUCAGACUUAGACCUUAACUCAGUAAGUUUGCACAGGUACUUAGAACAGGUACACAUCACACUACAGUUGAGUUCAUAAGCUACUGAAGACUUUGCAAUUGCAUGGACUUAGAUUUUAAUAUCAUUUACACAGCGGGACUUUUAAAGCAAAUAAUACCAUCAAAAUUCUUUCCUGGGACUAUAACUCACUUCGAAGCACAUGCAACUCUCUGGGUUUAAUCCUCCACAUGGGGAGGAAAAACAGUAGCUUCCUGUAUUAACAGCGGUACAGUAUUUUUAUAUGAAAAUUAGGUUUUUAUUUAUGUGUAGUUGGCAUUGUAUUUUAUUGUAUUUUAACUUUUGUAAUUUAAAUUCUAUAUCAGAUCCUUUAAGCCAUUUCAUGCAGAAAAUUUUAUAAUUAAAAAUACCCAUUAUGUAAUAGCGUGGUCUCAGCUGAUGAUGAUGACUGAAGCCGUUGGAGUUGGAAGUUGUUUCUAGUACAUCUAUUUCCUUUGUUUGGGUGCCUGCAACGUAUAAAAGCUCGAGAGACUCUCUGUAGGUGUCUCUACUCCACCUGCUCACCAAAAAUCCGUUCUUUAAUUGUACCAGAGCUUUUAAUUGGUAGUAAUUUAUUUUCCUCCUGUCUUCAUAUUUUCCUUCCACUUCCAGAAUGGAGACUGGCUCAAGACUGUCUUCAUAACCUAUAGGAACGUGGAUCUCUCUCUCACCCUUACCCCAUGAGAAAUGGCUGGGAUCAGCAUCCCAAAGGUGGCUAUUGACUUGUUUCUAGCGAUAGCAUGGGUAGUACCUUAGGUUAAACAAGGCAAUGUAUAAAACCUUCCCCCGCAGUCAGAAUAAAUGCUAAAAAGGUGUUUUUGUAAGCAGUUCUUGUUACUGAGAACUCCAAAAGCCGUCUUACAGUUUUAAAUUCAAAUUACUUUUCUGGGGCUUUAAUAGAGGCAGCAGAGGAAGCACGGUACGGUCUUAAGUGUUGGUGAUUUAUUCACAGUUCCUCAAGGCCCCCGGGAUAACUAUCAAUUAUAGCUAUUUUUGUGCAAUUACAUCAUGUUAUGCAUUGGAAGCUGAGAAUUUUAAUAGCUUUUAAAACUGCUGUCCUCAUUAAGCAGGGAAAAAUAUUUCUCUUAAAUAUUGAAUAUUUUUCCUACAUUUUAAAAAUAAUUAAAGUUUGUCUCACCAUAUCUUACAUUAAUUCCAUGUGCGUUGGAUAAGCUAAUCUGGAGGAUAAUAUAUUUUCAUACCUUGAAGUGAAUUUAUGUGAGUACAAAUUAGACUAUAGACAGAACCCUAUAUCUAGCUUUAAUGAAAUUUUAAAAUAAUGAGUUUUGGCCUGAAAGAUCAUAAUCAUAUAUGCAAUAACAAUUAUUUUUUUAAACCAAUAGAUUUAAAUUCUUUGAAGGAACAUUUUUUUGUCUUACGGCCAAAUGCCACUUGGCCACCUAGGACCACCGCACAGUCACUAAGUUGGCCGUAUAAACUCUUGCCUUCCUUGUCUUUCAGCAUAAUAACUGCCAUUCCUGAAAACCAAUGAAACUCAUUCCUGAAAACCAAUGAAACUCGUUCUCUGGUAGUUGAAUCAAUAUUGGUUUUUACAGUUCUAUGCCAAGGAGUAGCUUUCUGUUAGAGAUGGAAAGAUGUUGUAACUGGAAAACUGACAUGAUGUGUAGGUUUAAACAACAGUAUGGAUUUUCUUUUUUAAAAAAAUGUAAGUUUGUACCUCUGUAAAAUUAGGAAUUGUAAUUCGAAUGUUAACUCUGAAAAAAUGUUGAGAUUCUCUUUAUGCUAUAACAGCAUAGGCAUAUAGCUAACGAAACAGCAGGAGAUUAUUUUAGAUUCAUAUUUUUUAUUUACUGAGAAUUGAAAUUUAUUUCCAAGUAUGAAAUUUUCAUAAUCUAGUUUGAUUAAAGAAACGGAUUGGUCCGGAGGACAUUUGACACACAUGAGGGAUAUUAACACUGAUACUGAUUUCUUAUAGAGGUAUUUAUUUUAGAGUCGAUACUUUAAAACAUCUGUGUGAGGGUUACUUUGCCCUGUUAUGUUUAAUUAUCAUCAUAAUUCUGAUUAUGUUCUCAAUGACUACGAAAGGUGAAACAGUCAAGAUAUUAUUGUCUUAAAUCUACCUGUAUCGCAAAAUUACUUGCUAAUAAUUAAUCCUCGUGAAAACAUUACUUCUGUAAUGAGGAAAAUCACUAAGAGCAGACGAGAGUUUUGCUGCUACCUUACGAGAACAGUGAGUUUCUGUAGUGAGUCUAACCCUAAGGAGGGAGUUUGAUGGCAGAGUGUUUGUGUAAGCAGCUGGUUCUAUGCCCAUGUGGGGGAGUGCUGAGGACAGCCUCAUGGAGAAGAAAAGCAAGUGGUUCUAGAGUAUCUGUGUGUGGCCACUGCCUAUCCUAAUGUCGCCUUGUUCUAACUCGUGGGUGGCUUGUACAUUUAAUUUGUUGAGUAAGGGGACCCGGCAAAAAUGUAUUAUGGGAUCUAAAAAGGCAAAUAAAAUUAACUCGAUGCCUAGUGAUUUGUAAAAGGUUUCUUUGAACUUACUCCUUUUAUUUGAACCAUGAACCUGUGGGUAUGCCAUCUACAGUAUACACUGGCAUUCACUGUGAUUUCUGACAUGUCAUGGACUUCCUGUGAGGUACUGAAUCUUUGCAUUCUGUUGUUAUUGUUCUCAAGUGCAAUAUAACAAUGUAACGAAACUUAAAUAUGAGUCACUAUUAAUUUAGUAAGACAUUAUUAAUUUGUCACUAUUAAUCUGAGUAGAAAUUUAUUAGUAUUUUUUAUUAGCAGAAAAGAACAAUCUGCUGUAGUUGUAGAUAUACAGGUGAAGUUUUUUUUUUUUUUUGUUUUUUGCUUUUUUUGUUUCGUUUUGGUCUUUUUUUUUUUACCUCUAAACCACCCAAUCUGCAUUUUAUUUUAGGUGGAAGACAAACUAUUCCUUACCAGUUUUAAGACAUUUUCAGUAUAUUAAGAUAACUUGGAAGCUGUGUGUAUCAAAUUACUUUGCUCUCUAAGUAACAUGGAAGAUAAUUUUUUUUUUUUUUUUUGGCUUCUCUCGUGAUCGCCCACAUUGGGUGAGACAUAAAACGAGUCUCUUCUGAAACCUGUCAUUGGCUAGCUUGUUUUGAGUUAGUAAAAGCAGGUUCCAUGCUCUGCUUGGUUUCCAAUGUGUAACUUGUGUCUGUAUAAUAAACUUGAACAUAUGGUGCCA